Balaenoptera musculus (blue whale) is the source of this 3006-nucleotide messenger RNA. RefSeq names its product REST corepressor 1 (gene RCOR1). NCBI's taxonomy places the organism in Eukaryota, Metazoa, Chordata, Mammalia, Artiodactyla, Balaenopteridae. The coding region runs from base 230 to 1687 and encodes 485 amino acids. Gene Ontology annotation, molecular function: transcription corepressor activity. The record is from RefSeq and is a predicted model, not a curated record. Gene Ontology annotation, biological process: regulation of transcription by RNA polymerase II; negative regulation of DNA-templated transcription. The transcript has 12 exons. Gene Ontology annotation, cellular component: histone deacetylase complex; transcription regulator complex.
GUGAAGUGCGGGCGGCGAUGAGAGCGAAAGUUGCGCUCGGCUCGGCGCUGGGGGCUUGAAGCGGCUCCGCUCUCCGCCCGCUAGGGCCGCCCCAGCCCCAACUCGCGCCCGCGAGCUCCGGCCGCGCCCGCCCGCCUCCGCGCCCGCUCUCACCCCCUCCCCCGGCCCGGCGCCCCCUCCUCAGGAGCCGCGGGUCCCCGCCACUUUCGCCCGGCCCGGGCCCCCGCCGAUGCCGGCCAUGGUGGAGAAGGGCCCCGAGGUCUCAGGGAAGCGGAGAGGGAGGAACAACGCGGCCAACGCGGCUGCCUCGGCCGCCGCCGCCUCGGCCGCCGCCUCGGCCGCCUCGGCCGCCGCCGCCGCCUCCUCGGCCGCCGCCGCCUCCUCGGCCACCGCCGCCUCCGCCUCGGCCGCCGCCGCCCCCAAUAAUGGGCAGAAUAAAAGUUUGGCGGCGGCGGCGCCCAAUGGCAACAGCAGCAGCAACUCCUGGGAGGAAGGCAGCUCGGGCUCGUCCAGCGACGAGGAGCACGGUGGCGGCGGCAUGCGGGUCGGACCCCAGUACCAGGCGGUGGUGCCCGACUUCGACCCCGCCAAACUAGCAAGACGCAGUCAAGAACGAGACAAUCUUGGCAUGCUGGUCUGGUCACCUAAUCAGAAUCUAUCAGAAGCAAAAUUGGAUGAAUACAUUGCCAUUGCCAAAGAGAAGCAUGGGUACAACAUGGAACAGGCUCUUGGGAUGCUCUUUUGGCAUAAGCAUAAUAUUGAAAAAUCAUUGGCUGAUUUGCCCAACUUUACCCCCUUCCCAGAUGAGUGGACUGUGGAAGAUAAAGUCUUAUUUGAGCAAGCCUUUAGUUUUCACGGGAAAACUUUUCAUAGAAUCCAACAAAUGCUUCCUGAUAAAUCUAUAGCAAGUCUGGUGAAAUUUUACUACUCCUGGAAGAAGACGAGGACUAAGACCAGCGUGAUGGAUCGCCACGCUCGGAAACAGAAGCGGGAGCGGGAGGAAAGUGAGGAUGAGCUGGAAGAAACAAAUGGAAAUAACCCCAUUGACAUUGAGAUUGAUCCAAACAAGGAAAGCAAAAAGGAGGUGCCCCCUACUGAGACAAUUCCUCAGAUCAAAAAAGAAAAACAUAGUACACAAGCUAAAAAUAGAGCAAAAAGGAAACCUCCGAAAGGAAUGUUUCUUUCUCAAGAAGACGUGGAGGCUGUUUCUGCCAAUGCCACUGCUGCUACCACGGUGCUGAGACAACUGGACAUGGAGCUGGUGUCAAUCAAACGACAGAUUCAGAAUAUUAAACAGACGAACAGUGCUCUGAAAGAAAAACUUGAUGGUGGAAUAGAACCGUAUCGACUUCCAGAGGUCAUUCAGAAAUGCAACGCGCGCUGGACCACAGAGGAGCAGCUGCUCGCCGUGCAAGCCAUCAGGAAAUAUGGCCGAGAUUUUCAGGCAAUCUCAGAUGUGAUUGGGAACAAAUCAGUGGUACAAGUGAAAAACUUUUUUGUAAAUUAUCGACGCCGCUUCAACAUAGAUGAAGUUUUACAAGAAUGGGAGGCAGAACAUGGGAAAGAAGAAACCAAUGGUCCCAGUAACCAGAAACCUGUAACGUCCCCGGAUAAUUCUGUCAAGAUGCCUGAAGAGGAGGACGAGGCUGCUUCUGUUCUUGACGUCAGAUACGCAUCUGCCUCAUGAGAAACUCUGGUGGCUCUGAGCACUUGGUAUGGACGACUGUGUUAUCCAGGAUUCAGGUAUUACAAGGCAUCACCCAGCCAUCUGCAUCACACCUCUGUGGGCAAGCAGCUGUUACCAAAAAGGCAUACACUCCAGUCCUGUGCUACAUCUGCCUUAAUUCUCUGCUCGUUCCUCCGUGUUGGCGCCACUUCCCGGAGAGCUCUUUGCGUCUCACGCUCUGCCUAAGCGAGGGGGGUCCCGUGGCCUGCCCGCCUCCUGCGACCCUGGGGACCACCGCCUCAGUCGGAGCCCCGGCCCACCAACAGCAGCUCUUCCCCGUCGGCGGCUUCGGAACAGGUAGUCGACUCGGAGGGCGUGACUCUGUUCCUGCAUGGCGUGCAAGCUCUACUUUGUGCAUAAUGUAACUUUCAGAGUAACUGUGACCCCAUUGGCCUUCUAGGAAGUUUUCUUUGUUCUUUUCUGAGGCAUCCACCUAAGUGAUAUCAUGCUUCUUUGGAAAUCACAAUAUAUUGGCAGACUGCAUUAUAACCUUUAUCGUGCCAAACAGCCUGACACAACUCACAUUUCCCUAAAUGUCGGUAUAAUUAUGGUUUAUAAAUUUAGUUGGCUUCAGUCUCUCCCUUCUCCCUUCCCGCGAGGUAGAAAGCUCAUUCGCAGCAACUGUCCUUGGACACUGUCGCUCAGAGGGAACGUGGACUCAACACUUCGUGCCGUCAACUUUCAGAUCGUCACCCCAGGAUGGGCGUCACCCUGUCUGUUCCUGACCCCCCACCCGUACCACCGCCCAACUCCAAGAGAUUUGGUCCAUACCACUGUACCUGGUGCUUGUACAUUUGGAAUUGGUGCCUUCUCCUUUUGGCAACCAUGUUUUCAACCCUUUUUCUGUUUCGGUGUCUUAUUUCUUCUUUAACGUUUAUUGCUUGCCAAAGAUGACAUCACUGAGAUUAGGAGACAGGGGAGAACUUGCUGCAGGUUCUUGACAGAGUGCAGAUUUUAAAUGUCACGUUAGGGCAAUAAUAAAGGGUAUUGGAAUAGCUGGUGAUGGUUUUAUAAAAGCUACGUGCUGUUUGUUCCCCGUCCUGUUGGUAUGCCUGGCCUUUCACAUGUCACUGCACAUAGCCUCUGUGUCCGUCAUCUACUGAUGUGACCACAUGAGCACCGUCCUCUCUCAAUAUUAUAUCGAUAGUACAGGACAGAGACGUGAUCAGUUAUUGGCUCUAGUGAGACCGAGAUGGAAAGAAACAGUCUGCGAAGUGGUAUGUAAUGCCUUUGGUUGCACUGGGAACAAGUACAAAUGUUUAAUAAGUGUUUAAAACUUC